CUCAUCUGCCCAGACACUUUCCGGUGGGUGGGGAUGUGCACAGACAAACCAGCAGGCUGGGGACCAUGGAGACUGAGGAAAUCUACAUGAACCAGGAGCUCAAGAUGCAGGCGGCAGCCUUCAAAGACAAGAAAAAGGGGCCCCCAGACUGUAAAGAAGGUGCAGAUGACCCUGCCUAUGAGAAUAUCACCUUGACCUUCAGAAACCGGGAUCAGUCAAAAAGCAGUCAUUCACUGCCCAAGAAUAAGGUCCCAGUCCGGUCCAGGCCAUCCUCGGACCCUGCCCAGUUCUCCCACUGGUUGCACAGAGCCAUGAUGAGCCUACACAUUCUCCUCGCCCUGUCCUGUGUUGUCCUCUUGGCCUUGGUCCUGAUGAAGAAUUCCGAGCUGUCCCAGGAGCUGCUGGUCUUGAAAAGGGAGAUCUGGAAUGUCUCCAUUUCGGUGCGAGAGUGCCAGAAAGAGCAGAAGGCAGGCUGGAGCACCAUCAAGGAGAGGACCAACUCGAACAAGGAGCUCAUUGAAAUGGUCAAGAACAAGGUCCAGGAGGGGAACCUGAAACUGAGGACACUGCCAACAGACCUAACCAACAUCAGGAAUGAGUUACGGAAAAUCACUGAGAUGCUGAAGACCCCAAGUCCAAAGCCCACAACUAAAUAAAUGAGAAGACAUCAAAACCCUGGCUGCAGAAUGGAGGACAAGGUUGCACCUCUCAGUGAAGAUGGAAAAUGGGGGCCCCAGCCUGGUCUGAACCUGUGUUUCAUUCCACCUGUAGAAAACCACGUGUCCCGGUGCAUGAGUGUUGUGGCUUUGUGUGUGUGCCUGUGCACUUGGCGGGGAUAAGCACUUCACAAAGGAAGGUGUUAUGGGUGCAUGUUGGGAGUCGCAGCGACUGGGGUGUGCACCCCUGUGUCACUGUACACGUGUGGGUGUGGGUGACACGUGUUGCACCUGAGUGUUUCACUGUCAGAGUAAACACGCGUGUGUCCUGUGCAAUGGAGUUGUGCCAGGGUGGGGGUGGGGUACACCGUGCGAAUGUGCCUCUAUAAUUGUGGGUGUGCCCCGUCACUGCCUGUGCUGGUGUGAAUAGGAAUUUGCGGACAUGAGUGUGUCUGAUUAUGCCACCAAGGGUGUUCACAGUGUGUACCCGGGCAUGCGUCCAUUCCUUUCUGCACUCUCAUUGCGUGGUCCGUGAAGAUAAAGGCCAAGGGGAAACAGUG
Molecule: messenger RNA, 1216 nt
Organism: Phacochoerus africanus (Common warthog)
Lineage: Eukaryota; Metazoa; Chordata; Mammalia; Artiodactyla; Suidae
Gene: MCEMP1
Product: mast cell expressed membrane protein 1
Exons: 7
Coding region: 66-656 (196 amino acids)
Source: RefSeq, a predicted model, not a curated record